CUCGCCACCUUUGACGAGGCCAAGCAAAAGAAAAUGUACCGCAAGAUCGACGUUCGUUUGCUCCCCAUGCUGGCUCUUCUGUAUCUGUUCGCCUAUAUUGGUGAGUUUUAAUGCUGGCGCGAAGCCUCGGGCAGUUGUGCGUGUCACUGACGCCAUUCUCUCUGCCUUGUCGCCGGCCCCUGUCCCAUUCCUCGCCCCUCUCAUCUUCAGACCGAGCAAACAUCGGUAAUGCCAAAAUCGAGGGACUCACUGAGGACCUCAAGCUCGAUGGCACAAAGUACAAUACGGCGCAGAGCAUCUUUUUCGUCACGUACAUUCUCUUCGAGAUUCUGCCAACAUCAUUCUGGAGCGCUAUUUCCGCGCGCGCCCGUCAUGGUGGCUUGGUGGCCUGGCCGUUCUCUGGGGCACCGCCAUGACCCUGCACGGUAUUGUGCAGAACUACGGCGGCUUACUCGCUGUCCGCCUCGCCCUCGGUGUUCCCGAGGCCGGCUUCUUCCCCGGUGCAGUUUACCUCUGCUCGCUCUGGUACCCCCGGCACAUGCUCAACUCGCGCAUCGCCCUCUUCUACACCGCCAGCGCGCUUGCCGGCGCAUUCUCCGGUCUCCUCGCGUACGCCAUCGCUAAGCUCAAGGGCGUCGGAGGCAUUGCCGCUUGGCGCUGGAUUUUCUUGCUCGAGGGUGCCGCGACCGUCGUGCUCGGCCUUAUGGUGCCCUUCAUUCUGCCGGACCACGCCUCCAACUCCAAGUUCCUCACCGAGGAGGAGAAGAAGUACAUGGCAAUCGUUGCCGGCGCUCAGGACAAGUCUGCGCACUCGGGACAGCACGACAGUACAGACGUCAGCAAGUGGAAGGUUUUCAAGGCUGUCGUCACCGACUGGCAGCUCUACCUCCUCGGCAUCGUCUACUGGUCAAACACUGUUCCCAACUAUGCCCUCAAGUUCGCCAUGCCCACGAUCAUCAAGGCUAUGGGUUACUCGUCAUCCGACGCCCAGCUCCUCUCGGUCCCACCCUACAUCGUCGGUGCCAUCACUGCCUGCAUUGCCGGUCUCUUCUCCGACCGCUUCCGCAAGCGUAUGCCCUUUAUCAUGGUGGCUCAAUUUGUCAUCAUCGUCGCCCUUGUUAUCAUCAUGCCUCUCCGUCACGACAUCAAAAAGUAUAUGGGUCCAGCCUAUCUGUCAAUCUGCCUGAUCUGUGCUGGUGUCUACCCCAUCGGGCCAGGGACCAACACCUGGUGCGCGAACAACACUGCAGGCCCCGCCAAGCGCGCAAUGAGCGUCGCCUUUGUUAUUUCCCUCUGCAAUGUCGGCGGUAUUAUCGGCGGCUACAUUUUCCUCGACAGCGAGAAGCCCCACUUCACUACUGGGUACGCUGGAUCUCUCGGUUUCGCUGUCGCUGGUGUCAUUGGCGCAGGUGUGCUCGAGGUCGCGUACAAGCGCAUCAACGCGAAGCGCGACAACUACACCAAGGAGGAGAUUGACGCGAAGUACACACCAAAGGAGCUCGCACAGCUUGGCGACCGCUCUCCGUACUUCCGCUACAUGCUGUAAGCGGAGGAUGUGUGGGCGGAACGUGGUACAGUAGAGGAGUGUGUUCUGAUGGGGGAGCAGGGUCUGGCGGGUUCAGGUCGCAGUGGAGGAGACGACCACAGCAGAUGACAUAUUCAUGUAUAGAAGUGAUGUACACUACAUUGCA
Messenger RNA from Cutaneotrichosporon oleaginosum, 1691 nucleotides. RefSeq lists its product as uncharacterized. Gene Ontology annotation, molecular function: transmembrane transporter activity. NCBI's taxonomy places the organism in Eukaryota, Fungi, Basidiomycota, Tremellomycetes, Trichosporonales, Trichosporonaceae. Gene Ontology annotation, cellular component: membrane. Gene Ontology annotation, biological process: transmembrane transport. The record is from RefSeq and is a predicted model, not a curated record.